GUGUGGACAAUAUCCCUGGAAUCGAAUAGUAAAGUCAACAAUAAUGCUAUAUUAUUAGAAUACAUACCUUUUGUGAGAUAUUUAUAAUAAUUUCGAUUAAAAAACGCUGAAACAAUUAAAUCUUCGUGACACCUGUAGCGAAAUUUAACAACUUGUUAGCUUUGACAUCCCCGUCGAAAGCUUUCCAACAACAGCAAACUUUUUAUACAGAGCAUGACUAAUCGAAUUAUAGUUCAUAUCUGUAUAUUGGCGACCCAAAACUACCCAAAAUUGAAUGGGGGAUACACAAUUUUUGAACAACAACAAAUUAGUUAUGACGAAUGUGUAAUCGUUACACAUUUUUUAUAUAAUCCAAUUUUUCCGUGUUCGUUCCAUUCUACAUGCGGUGAGUUUCGGAGACUCGGUGAAUUUUACAUACUUUCCCAGUUCUUUCUGUUUUUGAAGUUCCUCUCCGUUGAAAUAACUACAAAGUAUGUAAAAUUGGAGAUGACGACGUUGUGCUUCUCACUCGCACUACCAGAAAUUCAGUAUGUGUUUUGCAUCCUACUUGCACGCACACAACUUUUCCAAAACUACCGGUUAAGUCUUUCCGAAAACAUCAAGAUUUCUUCGCUCCUCUCGGUCCCGAAGCGACAUGCCGAUUCCACCAUAGUUCCGGCCGCAACCAAGCAAACAAAAAGCAUGGGAUUUACAACCUCACCGGCCAAUCCCGGGUCUUCUGGACACCCAGCCCCAGAAUCUGCAACCCAAUGACCAGCCCAAGCUUACCGAUGUCCUGAAAUGACCAAUGUUUUAACGGUGGUUUCUGGUUUACCCAUCAUGCUAUGGCUACUUCAAAAUUAUCCCCAGCGAAGAACUUCUCGGGUCAACCAACGGAGCCAGUUUGCUUUAAUUUUA
Messenger RNA from Uranotaenia lowii, 897 nucleotides. RefSeq lists its product as uncharacterized. The coding region runs from base 214 to 753 and encodes 179 amino acids. The record is from RefSeq and is a predicted model, not a curated record. The transcript is spliced from 3 exons. Lineage: Eukaryota; Metazoa; Arthropoda; Insecta; Diptera; Culicidae.